CUUUUUAGGAGAAAAUGGAUCAACCUUCUUUAAAGAAGUUUUUAGAUUUUUGAUUUUCAGCUGGCGACAUAGAAGAAUGGAUGUUGAGUAUGCUCGUUAUAAAAAUGAGUUAAAUACUAUUAGCAGAUAUUAUGCUAAAGCAUCAGAAUUGGUUUGCUUCACGAACUGUCUUGGACCCAUUGAUUCAUUAAGUACACCAACUACCCUGCAAUCUGUCAUGGUUGUAGUAGGAAAGACUGUCAUGUUUGUUGAUGAGUUAUACUUAAUGGACUUUGGGAAUCAUGAUGCUUUGAUAAAAAUUUUUGAAAGAAAAAAUAUUGAGGCAAAGAAAAAGUUGCAAGAAGAAGCAAAG
This is a messenger RNA of Funneliformis caledonium, 352 nucleotides long. Lineage: Eukaryota; Fungi; Glomeromycota; Glomeromycetes; Glomerales; Glomeraceae. The record is from the annotation of a GenBank genome assembly.